This is a messenger RNA of Durio zibethinus, 8342 nucleotides long. The record is from RefSeq and is a predicted model, not a curated record. NCBI's taxonomy places the organism in Eukaryota, Viridiplantae, Streptophyta, Magnoliopsida, Malvales, Malvaceae.
AGCACAAAAAGACCGUGCGUGCCCCUUUCUCUCUCUCUAACGCACUGAAAAAACAAUCUCAAAUUUUGGUUUUAGAAAAACUCUAAUGGUUGUUGUCCAAGCUUCCAAGAUCAAUCUCCCAACUCCCUCUUCCUCUCUUUCUUCUUCUUCUUCUAAAACACCAACGUCUCUUCUCUUCGAACCCCAUUCUUUUUCCCUUGCCCUUUUCCACUCUGACUCUUCUCUUUCCCUUUUUCCUUCCAUUUCCUUCCCUUUUUCUUCCCAUCAAAAGUCCCUUACUAUUCCUCCUCCUUCAUCUUCCUUCACUUUCCUUCUUCUCCAAAAAACCCAACAAAAUCCUAAUCCCAGAGUCCUUUUCAUUGUUUCAAGCCCUUAUAAAGGUGGUUCCAAGGUUCUCCUUAGAUUUUUUCUUUAUAGGAAUGAUGGCAGUAAGGUUUUUGAGAAGGCUAAAGUUGUUUCCAAGCAAAAGGGUAUUGAGUUUGAUGAUAAAGUUGGGGUUUUGAUUGAUGUUAGUCAUGGUUUGAAAGUUAUGAUUGUUGGGUCUGUUAAUUUUUUCGCUUUGUAUUCGGUUUCAAGCUCGACAGUUUUCAUCUUUGGGGUUAAAUUGGUGGGUAAUGAUGAGGGUGAUGAUGGGGUGGCCGUUAAGCUCAUGAAAUGUGCUAUGAUUGAUUGUUUGAAGCCUGUUUUUUCAAUGUGUAUGUCAUUUGAGUGGUUGGUUUUAGGGGAGGAAAAUGGGGUUAAAGUUUGGCAUUUAAGAGAAUUGGUGAAAGGGAGAAAGGUCAGGAGAGUGAAGAAUUCUGGUCUGUCAAAUGGGGUAAUUGGAGAUAAUGAAGGUAUUUUCAGUGGUGGAUCAAGUAGCUCGGAGAUUGUUUGUAACGGUGAUUUUGAUGGGAAGAUUGAAAAGCAUUCUGUUUCUGUGAAGCAGAUGCCUGGAAAAUUCAGACAAAAAUCUGCGGGUGCAUGCUUUGUGGCAUUUGAGAAAGGGGAGGUUAAGGGCUUGACAUCUGCAAACGGGCCAUUUAUGUCCAUAAAGGCAAUUUCCAUCCAACCACUGUCCUCAAAGAAGUUUUUAAUUUUGAAUUCUGCAGGAAAUUUGUCUGUCUUGCAUGUAUUGAACAAUGCUGUUGGAUUAAAUAUCACCUUUCACAUGAGGUCAUUGCCACAUGUUCUGAAAGUGCAGAAGCUGGCUGUUCUUCCUGAUAUUUCCUCAAGAAGACAAACUGUUUGGAUAUCAGAUGGGUAUCAUUCUGUGCACAUGGUGGACAUUAGCUCUGCAUUUAACGAAAAUGUUAAAAGGGAGAGUGAGGAAAAGCUAAUGCAAAUCUCAGGAAGCCUGUAUGCAUAUACAAUUUCCUGAAGUGGUAUGGCAACCAUAUCUUUGUUUGUGGUCAUUUAUGUUCCUGGUUGUAUUAAAUGAUUAUAUAUUUCAAUUUAUUCCUGGACCAGUGUUUUUAUUGGCCAUCUUGCAUCCGGAGUACAAUGGUGUCUGAAGUCAGGAUAUGCAGUUGUCUCAUGUGUCUAAUGAUGCAUAAGACCGCGAGGACAUUGGCCUCUUGAAGGUGUGUAUAACAUGAAGUUUAGUUUAUCAAAAUAAAUGUUGGGUAAUCUAGCAGAUUAAAUAAUUUAGGCAGAUUUUGUUUAUUGUGCUCCUACUUGCAACUUAUGGUGAGUUUGGGUUGGGAAAUAAGAAAUUUUAGGGUUUAUGGCUAUUGUUGGAACUAUGGUUGGGGUUUAGGAAUCAAUUAUGAUUUGAAUUGGUUAGGAUUUAUCCCAAAAGGGGGCUGAAACUGAAGGAAAAGAUUUCUAGAAACUGUGUACCGAGAUGCUUGUGGUACACUUGGUGAAUUGAGAGAUUUGGCUGAUUAGUAUUGAUGUGAAACUAUGGCUUAUGGUUGAAAUUACAAAAAAGCAAUUUGAUUUUGGAUGCAAAGAGAAGUGACUGCUUUGAAGAUUUAGGUCCUGUGUUGUGAGCAGCCACCCAAGAAUAUUGUAGCAAGAGAGGAAAAUGAGUGGAAAUAAUAACUCAAACUAAAAAAUUUCCAGGUUAAGUUUUAGUAAAAUUCAACUCUACCAAGGCUAUUGAUACAAAGGGACAUAAGUGGGCAAAAAGUAUCUUACUAUGUUGCUUCGACUCAGGUACGGAUUUCAAGUGCUGGUAUGUGUCUAUAUGUUUGAUUCAUCAAUUACCUUAAACUUAAUACACGAAGAUACAAACAUAAAAGGGUCAAGAGAAGGAUGCAGGUGUGGGGACUCAUUUCACAUGUACUUAAAGUAUAAUAUAUAUGUGUGUGUAAGGAUCCAUUUACACCAAUGAAAAAAAAGUUUUACACUUUUUUAACUGUUAGAUCUCAUAAAGCAAUUUUUUUACUCGUGAACUUGUCUUCCCCUCUCUCUCUUUUUGGUUUCUUCAUCAAAUCAACUUGCUCUUUCCUUUCAAUAGCUGACCUUCUUCUCCAUUGCUUAUCAAAUCUUAAGCUUAUCUCCCCAUCGUUAUGGAAUUAAAAUGCCCCAUCCUCUCAUAACACCAUAUAUUUUUUCUCUUUCAUUUUUCACCUUUUAUUUUCUAAAAAUCUGUGAUCUUUUAGUUAUUUUACUGAUAAAUUCUGUUUUUAAUAGAAUUUCAAUACCAAGGAAUCAAGCAAAUCUAAUAUUACAAAACUUUUUCUCUUAAAAUUGAACAGUAGACAUGUAAAGAAGGAUUGUAAUUUGUUUAGUGGAAAAUUGGUCUUACAGUGGGAAAACCAGAUUUUGUUCAUUUGAAGUUGUGAUAAUUUAAAUUUGAUUUUGUUCGUCAUUUGGGUCAUGGGAUUUGAGACAUGAAGGACUGACUUUUACAUCCUAAUAAAGCUUGAUAAUCAGUACUGGAAGAAUGGGAAUGAGAUGAUGCAGCUCAAAAUGAUCAAUCUCCAAAAACCCUUCAAAGAAGAAAGAUGAAGAGAGAAGACAGAAAAUAUAGAGAAUAGUAGAAAAGAUAAUUGGCAGAAGAAUGUUUGUGAUAUUUCUUGAAUGGUUACACACUACUUUCUUACUCCCUUUUAAUGCUAGUAUAACCACCUCCAGUUAAUUCCAAGAAUCUCGGACUUAGUCGUAGUUUCUCUUUCCUUCCUACUAAUAGUAAUAUUAGCUGGAAAAUAAAAAACGAAAAUAUAAAAAAUAGAAAUCAAGCAAAUAAGGGCCUCGUUCACACAAGCUUUAGAAUAGCUAGCCUAAAUACUAAAAACAAGUUCACCUAAGUUAAGCCCAUAACAACACCCCUCCCAUGGAAAAGAUCCUUGUCCUCAAUGAUCAAAUGCAGGAUAUUGUUGCUUUAAUUCAUAUAGAACCUCCCAAUUGGCAUCUUUUGGAAAUUAAUUUGUCCACUUAAGUAAGACUUUUGUAACAGUCACGUUCCCUAUUUUUACCAUCCUCAUGUUUAGAACUUUUAUUGGUUUUUUCACCAUUUGUCCAUUAUCACCAACAAUAGGUAAUGGGGACUGAGUAGCAGAGUUGCCAACAUGUUGCUUCAGUUUUGAUACAUGGAACAUGGGAUGGAUUUUAGAACCACUAGGUAAUUGUAUCUUAUAAGCAACCUUCCCAAUCUUUUCCAGAACUUUGUAAGGCCCAAGGAAUUUAGUAACUAGUUUAGCACAGCUCUUGUUCUUCAUUGACUGUUGCCUAUAAGGUUGCAACUUAACAUAAACUAAGUCUCCCACCAUAAACUCUCUCAUUUCACUUCUUGUCUUCCAUAGUAUUCAUUCUAGCUUGAGCCAUAGUAAGAUAGAAUUUCAGCACUUGAAUUGUAUCUUUUCUAGCUUGUAAUCUUCUGUCUAUUGCCUCUAUAGUUGAAUCUCUUGCUAAGGUAAAUGGAUAGGAGGUGGCUAUUCGUACAUCACUUCAAAACAUGCUGUGUUGAUAGUUGAAUGGUGAUUGGUGUUGUACCACCAUUUGGCCAAAGAUAGCUAUCUGCUUCAUACUUUUGGUGUCUCACUCACCAUGUACCUUAAAUAGGUUUCUAAACAUCUGUUAACAACUUCUGGCUUGACCAUCAUUCUAUGGAUGGUAUGCAGUGGACAUAUUGAGUGACGUUCCAUGCCGUUUGAAGAGCUCUUGCGAAAACUUACUCAUAAAGACCUUGUCCUUGUUAAACACAAUGGAAUUAGGCAUCCGUGGAGUUUGAAUAUGUUGUCCACUAACAAUUGUGCCACUAUUAAAGCUGUGAAAGGAUAAGUAAUUGCCACAAAAUGAGUGUACUUGCUCAACCUGUCCACUACCACAUAUAUAUUAUCUUUUCCAUAAGAUUUAGGCAACCUUUGUAUAAAAUCCAUGGAAAUGUCUUACCAUAUUCUAUUGGGUAUAGGAAGAGGCUCAAUUUCCCAUCUCUUCAAUUGUCCUUCAUACCAUGUGUACUUAGAAUUGGUAGUGAUUUUAGACUGCAAUUCAACAAUCAACUUCUGUAGUUUAGGAUCAGUAUUCCAGGAAUCUUGGAUUUUUCUCAUUAGAUUCGUACUCAUUAUAGAUAGUGCCAUAAGUUUAGGUGGCUCCAGCUUUGGUUUUCGAGACAAGGCAUUAGCAAUUGCAUUAUAGUCACCCUUCCUUUAUGAACCUCAUAGUCCUAACCCAUCAUCUUGGUAAUCUGUAAUUGUUGAACAGGAAUGGUAGAUUGAUUAGUGAGAAGAAAUUUCGAACUUUGGUGGUUAGUCUUGAUGGUGAAGUGCCUACCAAACAAGUAGGCAUUCCAUUUCUUAAAUCUCAUAAGAAUAGCUAGCAUUUUCUUUUCAUUUACUGACAGUGCUUGCCGAUACAGCUUUGUUGAAAUAAGCUGUAAGCCUCCCAUUUUGGGUCAACACUACUUUUAUGCCAGUUUCUAUCGCAUCUCUUUCCAUCAUAAAGGUCUUGUUGUAGUCGGGAAGAGCUAAUAUUGGUAUAAUGGUCAUAGCUGUUUUCAACCUUUUAAAAAUUCUAUAGCCUUAUCAUUCCAUAAGAAAGCAUCUCAUCAAGAGUAUCUUGUAACAAUAUAGUUGGUCACGAAUGUCAUUUUCUUCUCGUUUUCUUUUAAAAUUUUCAUUUGAUUAUAGUCGAAGUAAAUGUUCAUGAAGCGGAGGAGAUCAUGUUCGGCACUGUUGUCCACUAGCUGAUCUAUGCUCAGUAAGGGAAAGCUGUCUUUAGAGCAAGCCUCAUUUAGGUCAGUAAAGUAGAUAAACAUCCUCUAUUUGUUGUCAUGUUUUUUUAACAUAACAGCAGUAGCUAUCCAUUCAGGGUGGUAAACCUUUUGAUAAAUCCAGUUUUUAGUAGCUUAUUGACCUUUUCUUCUAUUAUCUUUUGUUUUUUAGGGGCAAAACACCUCUUUUUUUGUUGAACUAGUUUCAUAUUUAAAUCAAUGUUCAACUUAUCCACCAUUAUUGAAGGGUCUAUGCUUGACAUGUCUUAAGACAUUGUUUCCAACCAAUUGAAUCAAUCCAUUUUUUUGACCGAGCUUAGAGUAUGUAUGUAUACAUUUUUCUUGAUUAUCCUAAAAAAAAGGAACAAGUAUAGAUCUUCGGCUAGUUUAAGUCGGGUGACAUCGAUUCUUUUGUUUUUGCUCGUUCAGGGCAAGAUUGAAUCCGUUAGAUUGAUUUUCUUCUUGUAGUACUUUGAUCUCGAGAUUUUCCUGCCUUAUAUCUCUUUGGUGACAGUUGAGAUUGGGAUUGGGGUUAUAGGUUCCAAGACUUUUUCCUUUUUGUGGUGGUCACAUAUCAUUGCCUGUUCAUGGAUUGGUCUCCCCUGAGCUCUCCUAUCCUAUUGGGAGUAGGAAACUUGAUUUUGAGGUGAGGAGUUGAUCUUACAACUCUUAUGUUAGAUGGCUCAGCCAAUUUAAUAUCAUGUUAUAGGCUAAGGGUACAUUUAUCGCCAUAAAUUCAAUAAUUAAGGGGACUGGUCUAGGCUUGGUUCCUAAAGUGAUUGGAAACUUAAUGGUUUUUUUUACAAAACUUGCUCAUUUUCAAAAUCAAUUAGUGUGGUGGUGAGCGGCCUUAGUAUGUAAUAAGUAAUCUCCAUUUUUACCAUGAUUGACUAGUAAAUGACAUCGAUCGGGCUUUCAUUAUCAAAAAGAAUUUGUUUUCUCCACAUGAUUGUUUACUAUAAUUUUUAUGACUAUGGCGUCAUUAUGGGGAAACUGAAUCUUUUUUAGAUAUUUUGAGUUGAAUGAAAUUGGCUUGUCAUAACAUUUUUGUUUCUUAGCCAUGGAACAAAAGGUCAUUAUUGUUUUCAAAUCAAAUUUUUUUUGGUUGAUACUGAGGUCCUACCAGUAAUUGCAUUAAUGGUUCCUGUUAUGGGUUGGUUGUCUACCUUAUCUCUUUUUUUGUCUUUCUCGUUGGGCUUAUGAUUAUAUUACCUUGGUCAUCGUUUCUCUCCUAUUCUCUUAGUUCAUUCUCGAUUGCUCUUUUUUUUUUUCUUUUGAAAUUCGUCACGUGUUGCCCUGGUCUUUUAUUUUCCAUAAACCUGUUAAGCCGACCUUUUUUGAUCAGAUUCACAAUUUCGUUCAUUAGGUUAACACAAACCUUAGUAUUGUGAUCGUGAUCCUUGUGGAAAGCACAUCUCUUGGUUGGCUCUUUUUUGCUAUUAUGUCUUAGUGGCUUUGGUUAUAUGAGCUAAAGGUUCCUUUCUAUUUGCGUUAGAAUCCUGUCUUGAGAGGUAUUUAGUGCAUUGUAGUUGUAUAAUUUGCUUGGGUUCUUCAUCUUAGGGUACCUUCCAUUGAUUUUCUUUCCUCUUGGAGAAUUCUCAUUUUCUACCCUUUUUCUUGCUAAGAUGGGAGGAAGUCCUUCUUCACCUUGCCGUUCACCAUUAUAGCUUUGGCAAUGAUUUUUUUUUCUACUUUUGGAGCAGGUCAACUAGGGCCUUUUGGGGGUUUUAGAAAGAGAAAAAAAGUUUGAAAUGGUAUUCUUUUUUAUUGAAUUCAUUGGUGAGGACGGCCACGGCUACAGCUUGCUCUAACUCAUUAACUUGAAGAGUUUUGACCUUAAUACACUUCACAUAUGCGUUUAAAGAUUCUUUAUCUUCUUGUUUUAUUGGCAUCGAGCUUUAGGUCAUCUUUCUUGUUCAAUUACUUAUAAAAUGUGUCAAGAAUGAGUGGUUAAACUAUUUAAAGAAAGAUAUUAACUUGUGCUUGAGGUUGGAAUACCAUGACUGAGCUGUCCUUUUUAGUGUUGUCGCAAAGCAUUUGCACAUCAACAGUUUGUUGGCAACCUGUGUCAGUAUGCUUGUUCUGAAAAUUUCAAGGUGAUCAAAAGGAUCAGUAGUGCUAUCAUAAGUGUCAAUAGUAGGCAUUUUGAAUUUUUUUAUGGGAGGGAGAGCUCGAUAUAUGUCCUCAAUAAAUGGUGAGGUUUCUAGGAAUCUGAGCUUAUCAUUAAGUAUAAAAGUCUUGUUCCUAAGCUCUUUUUCCAUUGCUUCUAUUCAAGUUUCUAAUUUCAUUAGCUAGAUGCUCCGAGGUGGCUUCUUUGGCCCUUUGGGUGGCUUGAGUUUUAAAGUUGGUUGCAUAGUAACUUCUUGGAGUUUCAUCUUUAUCCUGGAUCAAGAAAUGACUUCAUUAUCCUUAUAGGUCAUUAGUUUUUAAGUUUAUGGGUUUCUUUGGGUUAUGGGUAAUGCUUUCUUUGAAGUUUGUAGCGGUGUUAUGUUCUGGAUGAGUUUUGUGAGGGAUUGUAGCUACUGGGUCAACGUUUCAAAUUGUUUUAAUUUAGGUGUAGCUUGCAUAAGUCAUUUGGGUUCGGUUGGCUGAUCUAAGUAUCAACUACAAUCGCAACGAGAUGAUCUCCCUCUUUAGCUGUUUUUCCUUGAAGACAUUAUGAACUAAGUUAGGUGAUGUUGCCUUUAACUAGCUCGUUAAAAUGUUGGUGUCAAACUCGACUUGGAGGAUAAAGCCUGGAAUCGCAAGAGAUCAAAGAUUGGUCAAGGACAAAGGUUGGAGGUGUAUCCAACGUUUAUGCUUUGAUGUUUAAGUUAGUGCUUGGAAUAGAGAGGAAAAGGGAAAUCUAGAAAGAGUUUUUGUAAUUCCUCUCUUAUACUUGGGAUGAGAUUAGGAAUUUAUACAUGAGGGGGGAGAUGUUCGGACUUUAAUGAUUUGAACUCUUGGAGUUAGGUUUAGGGUUGAUGGGGCCAACCUAAUAAUGACAACUUAAUAUAUUGAUAUAUUGUCAAGUGGGAUAUAGGUUUGAUCGAGCUAAUGUAGCCUUCGAAAAUUAUGGUUGAUCUGACAUGUCAACUCAGGCUUAAUGAUCAAAAUGCUUUUGAGUGGAUGGUGAGUUAUUAAAAAAUAUUAUUUUGAUUAUAAAAUACCUUUGGCAACGAAUGACAUGACAUGGACAUGACCGCACGACAAUUUGAGUGCAAUG